AUGAAGCUCGACACGAGGGCCAUGCGCCACCUCGCUUCAGAGGAUUGGCGAGUUUUAACAGCCGUCGAAAUGGGCAGCAAAAACCAUGAAAUUGUCCCUACGCCCCUGAUUGAGAGGAUCGCGCGGUUACGUGGUGGUGCGAGCGGAGUUCACAAGAGCAUAUCGGCCCUAGCGAAGGUCGGUCUCAUUGCGCGCGUGAAAGAGGCGAAGUACGAUGGCUACAGGCUCACCUACGGCGGCAUGGACUACCUAGCCCUUCACACCUACUCAGCACGAAAGGAGAUCUACAGUGUUGGAAACCGGAUAGGAGUGGGAAAAGAGAGUGACAUCAUGGUCGUGGCCGACGAUAAGGGUGUUCAGAGGGUGUUGAAGAUUCACAGGCUCGGAAGGAUAUCGUUCCGCACUGUGAAGUCGAAUCGAGAUUACCUUAAGAACAGAUCAUCCGGCUCGUGGAUGUAUCUGUCACGGUUAGCAGCGAUGAAGGAGUUUUCCUUCAUGAAAGCGCUCCAAAACGAGGGUUUCCCGGUCCCUGAACCCCUGGGGCAGUCCCGACACACCGUCCUCAUGUCGCUCAUCGACGCUUUCCCUCUCCGGCAAAUCUCAUCAGUACCAGACCCGGCCAGCUUGUACGCCGACCUAAUAGCCCUUCUCCUCAGGCUCGCCAAACACGGUUUAAUCCACGGUGAUUUCAACGAGUUCAACCUGUUGAUUAAGGAGGUGAAGACCACAAGCAAAAACGAGGAGACGAACGAAGUUGAAGAAUCGGUCGAACUUAUUCCCAUCCUCAUCGAUUUUCCUCAAAUGGUGUCCAUGGAGCACCGCAAUGCGGAAAUGUACUUUGACCGAGACGUCGCCUGCGUGAAGCGCUUCUUUGAGAGGCGCUUCCACUUUGUCAGCACAACGCCCGGCCCAUUUUUCAAGGAUGCGAAGAAGCUAGUGGGCAAGGAUGGUGCCACGCGGCUGGACGCCACGGCGGAAGCGUCGGGCUUUACCAAGAAGAUGGCUAAGGAUCUGGAGGCCGCCAUUCGGGAACAAAUAGAGGCACGCGGUGAUGAGGGAGAAGGAUCUGACGAGGGCGACUACGAGGAGAGUGAGGACGACGAGGAAGGCGAGGAGGGAGAGGAGGGGCCGGUGAUAAUAGGUGGUGCGGAAGAUGCGCAAGAGGAACCUUUAGUGGAGGGCACGGCAAAAUUGAAGAUAGAAGAAGGAAAAUAA
This is a messenger RNA of Scedosporium apiospermum, 1215 nucleotides long. Its product is annotated as Serine/threonine-protein kinase rio2. Gene Ontology annotation, biological process: protein phosphorylation; maturation of SSU-rRNA. Gene Ontology annotation, cellular component: preribosome, small subunit precursor; nucleus; cytosol. NCBI's taxonomy places the organism in Eukaryota, Fungi, Ascomycota, Sordariomycetes, Microascales, Microascaceae. The transcript is spliced from 2 exons. Gene Ontology annotation, molecular function: protein serine/threonine kinase activity; ATP binding. Bases 1 to 1215 code for a protein of 404 amino acids. The record is from RefSeq and is a predicted model, not a curated record.